This is a messenger RNA of Cucurbitaria berberidis CBS 394.84, 1006 nucleotides long. Its product is annotated as glycoside hydrolase family 43 protein. The transcript has 4 exons. Gene Ontology annotation, molecular function: hydrolase activity, hydrolyzing O-glycosyl compounds. Lineage: Eukaryota; Fungi; Ascomycota; Dothideomycetes; Pleosporales; Cucurbitariaceae. The record is from RefSeq and is a predicted model, not a curated record. Gene Ontology annotation, biological process: carbohydrate metabolic process. Bases 1 to 972 code for a protein of 323 amino acids.
AUGAAGUUUUUCCAAGCUGUCGGUACCUGCGUCCUCGCACUUUCUUCUCUCGUUAGCGCAGCUACCUUCACGAACCCGCUCAGGGCAAAGGAUGGCGCUGACCCGCACAUCUCCUACAGCGGAGGCUACUACUACCUGAUGACCACGACAUGGUCUGACUUGAGGAUUACGAGGGCGAAAACGCUAGGAGGAUUGAAGACGGGUGAGACGAAGACGGUUUGGAAGGAUACAACCGCCAGCAGGUGCUGCAAUGUGUGGGCUCCCGAGUUGCAUUUUCUUGACGGCGCCUGGUACAUUUACUACUCCGCUGGCCAAAGUGCGAACUUGGACCUUCAGCGUCCACAUGUACUGAAGGGUGGCGCCAACCCCUUCGACGCAUACACGUACCACGCUCAACUGACCAACACGUGGGGCAUCGACGGCAGCAUCGUCCGCUUCAGCAAAUGGGGCAACCACUUCGUCUGGUCCUGCAUCACCAACAAUGUUCAGGCACUCUGUAUCGCGCCUCUCACUGCACCCGGCAAGAUUGGCGCCACGAAAAUCCUCUCUCAGCCGACCCAGUCAUGGGAGAAGAACGAGAAACCUGUCAUGGAGGGCCCGGCAGCCAUGUACCAUGGUGGCAAGACGUAUCUUGCCUACUCGGCUAGCUACUGCUGGACACCCAACUACAGCCUGGGUCUGUUGACGUGGGAUAACAACGGUGACCCAGCGUUAGCGAAGAGUUGGUCCAAGUCCGGGCCGCUCUUGACAAGUGGAAAUGGAAACUACGGUCCCGGUCACAACGGAUUCUUCACGAGCCCGGAUGGUAAAGAGAUCUGGAAUGUGUUCCAUGCUACCGCCAUUCAAAAGGGAGCUUGCGACGGCAACCGAUACACGAUGGCGCAGAAGGUCAACUGGAACGCCAACGGUACACCGAACUUUGGCUCGCCACUGAAGUUGGGGACUUCAUUGGCCGGGCCGUCUGGGGAGUAAGGUGGUUCUUUGCAACUGUGUUGUGGAAGAGGCA